This is a messenger RNA of Helianthus annuus (common sunflower), 1465 nucleotides long. Its product is annotated as 2-oxoglutarate and iron-dependent oxygenase domain-containing protein CP2. The record is from RefSeq and is a predicted model, not a curated record. The coding region runs from base 78 to 1250 and encodes 390 amino acids. NCBI's taxonomy places the organism in Eukaryota, Viridiplantae, Streptophyta, Magnoliopsida, Asterales, Asteraceae. Gene Ontology annotation, molecular function: iron ion binding; L-ascorbic acid binding; oxidoreductase activity, acting on paired donors, with incorporation or reduction of molecular oxygen. The transcript is spliced from 9 exons.
UACCCACCCACCACCAUGCCCUAAAAACAUCUUAAAAACAAAAAACCCCAAAUUUCAAACCCUAAUUUUCCUCUUCAAUGGCGGUUGAGAGGGGAAAGGACUCAUCGUUACCACCAACGUCGCCGGCGAAUGUCGCCGUCACCAACGGCAUCGCUACCGGCGGCGGACUGGCGCCGUCUAACGCCAACUACCGUCUCCGGUUGAACCCUAACCAAGACCACAGGGCGGAUAACUACGAUGAUCUCGGUAUGGAGUUCACUCCUCUGCUUUUCAGCUCUCUCGAGCGAUAUUUGCCGCCAAAUCUUCUGGAUGUUCCUCGCGAUACGAAGUAUAAGUACAUGCGCGAUAUUCUCAGACGGUAUUCGACUGAAGGAGAACGUACUCGAGAGCAGAAGCACAAAGAAUACAGGCAAAAGAUUGUAUCCAAUUAUCAGCCUCUGUACAGAGAACUAUAUACAAUGAAUCCUUCGAUGUUUUUCGUACCAUCAUUUUUAAAGGCCUUCAAUGCCAAUGAAAAGACCAAAGAUGAAAGUAUUAAGAGUAUAAUGUCUGAACCUGCUCCAGGAGUCUACACAUGUGAUAUGCUGCAGCCGCGUUUCUGUGAAAUGUUAUUAAGCGAGGUGGAAAAUUUCGAAAAGUGGGUCCACGAAACAAAAUUCAGAAUAAUGCGACCAAAUACGAUGAACAAAUUUGGGGCUGUUCUUGAUGACUUUGGCAUGCAAGGAACACUUGAUAAGUUGAUGGAAGAUUUCAUCCGACAUAUAUCGAAAAUUUUCUUCCCUGAUGUUGGAGGAUACUCUCUUGAUUCCCAUCAUGGAUUUGUUGUUGAGUAUGGUAUGGAUAGAGACGUUGAAUUAGGUUUCCAUGUGGAUGACUCGGAAGUAACGUUAAAUGUAUGUUUGGGCAAGCAGUUUACUGGCGGGGAACUGUUUUUCAGAGGCAUCCGAUGUGAGAAACAUGUAAAUAGUGAAACGUAUCCCGAGGAAAUAUUUGAUUACCCUCAUGCCCCUGGUCGUGCAAUUAUUCAUCGAGGCCGCCAUAGACAUGGUGCCAGAGCCACCACAUCCGGGCAUAGAAUUAAUUUACUCCUGUGGUGCAGAAGUUCUGUAUUUAGAGAGCUGAAAAAACACAAAAAAGAGUUUUUAAACUUUUGUGGAGAGUGCAAAAGGGAGAAGAAAGGAAGGCUUCUUCACUCUGUGGCUGCAAAGAAAAAGGAGUUGCUUGUAGUUGAAGGAGAUAUAGCUUCUUGAAACAUCAUCAAAAGAAUAUGGAUCUUGUUUCUUUUGACCAUGUUGUACAUUCAGCCACAUUGUCUUCUAUUAAGGUUCUAAAGUUAUCCUUGUAAUGGAAUGUUGUCUGUUAGAACUUAUACACUAGGCUUCCUGGACAAGUUUCAUCUUACUUGACAGGACAUGUGUUCUUACGAGCCAUAAUGCGCAUCCCUAAGGUUGGAUUUAGUGUUUUU